This is a messenger RNA of Caenorhabditis briggsae, 738 nucleotides long. It is a transcript of the gene Cbr-cup-2, whose product is annotated as Protein CBR-CUP-2. The transcript is spliced from 3 exons. Gene Ontology annotation, cellular component: Hrd1p ubiquitin ligase ERAD-L complex; endoplasmic reticulum membrane. The record is from RefSeq and is a predicted model, not a curated record. Gene Ontology annotation, molecular function: misfolded protein binding; ubiquitin-specific protease binding. The coding region runs from base 1 to 738 and encodes 245 amino acids. Gene Ontology annotation, biological process: endoplasmic reticulum unfolded protein response. NCBI's taxonomy places the organism in Eukaryota, Metazoa, Nematoda, Chromadorea, Rhabditida, Rhabditidae.
AUGGAUUUGGAGAAUUUUCUACUAGGAAUACCUGUCGUGACAAGGUAUUGGUUUCUCGCGUCAACGAUCGUGCCUCUUCUGGGUAGGUUUGGUUUCAUCAAUGUUCAAUGGAUGUUCCUCCAAUGGGAUCUGGUGGUCAAUAAAUUUCAAUUUUGGAGGCCUCUAACAGCUCUGAUAUACUACCCGGUCACACCACAAACUGGGUUUCAUUGGCUGAUGAUGUGCUAUUUCUUGUAUAAUUACUCAAAAGCACUGGAGAGGGAAACGUACCGCGGCAGAUCAGCUGACUACCUUUUCAUGCUCAUUUUCAAUUGGUUUUUCUGCGUGGGACUCUGCAUGGCUAUGGACAUUUACUUCUUGCUCGAGCCUAUGGUAAUCUCGGUUCUCUACAUCUGGUGCCAAGUUAACAAAGAUACAAUUGUAUCGUUUUGGUUCGGAAUGAGGUUCCCAGCUCGUUAUCUUCCAUGGGUACUGUGGGGUUUCAAUGCUGUUCUUCGUGGAGGUGGAACCAAUGAGCUGAUUGGAAUUUUCGUGGGACAUGCCUAUUUCUUCGUGGCACUAAAAUAUCCGGACGAGUACGGUGUUGAUCUGAUAUCCACGCCUGAGUUUUUACAUCGUUUGAUUCCUGAUGAAGAUGGAGGAAUUCAUGGGCAAGACGGAGAUAUCAGAGGGGCUAGACAACAGCCACGAGGACAUCAAUGGCCAGGAGGUGCCGGAGCUCGGCUUGGAGGAAACUAA